Molecule: messenger RNA, 885 nt
Organism: Iphiclides podalirius (scarce swallowtail)
Lineage: Eukaryota; Metazoa; Arthropoda; Insecta; Lepidoptera; Papilionidae
Source: the annotation of a GenBank genome assembly
AUGGUUCGCGUAAUAACUCAGGAGACUUAUGAAGAAAUUGUAAAGGAAAAUAUAGAGGCGUUUGAUAUGACACCCGAAGACGCUAUGAAAGAAGCCAUCGCUCAGUUUGAAGCACAGGGCGUAGAUCUGUCUAAUAUUAUCAAAGACAUUAGCCUUGAUGCGGGUCAAGAACACCUUGUGAGCAUGGCAGUGAAAAAUCUUAAAGAGUUAACUACUACUGAGAACAAUGAUGAUGAACUUAUUGUAAACCAAUUGGACAUACUGAUGAAAGAAUGCAAUAAGGACAUAGCUCAUAGAGUCCGAGCUGGUAAGGAUGGUGCAUACAAAAUACUGUUAGACUUUCUGGAGGCAAAGCAAAAAAAGUACAUACAAGAUGAAAAUGCUAAGGAUGGUGAUAUCAUUGUGAAAGUUCUCAACACAUUUGUUUCCUUGAUGGAUUCACAACCUGACUUGCUGGAAAAAAGGGGUAUUGAUACAAUAAAAAUCAAUCUUGAUAUGAUAAAAGAUGAAUCAAUUCUAAUUGCGACUUUGAAGUGGGCUGUUAUAUGCUGUAAUGUUAAGUUGCUGACUGAGACUCUUCAGUUAAUCCGUAAGCUGACUUUGGACGAUGACGUGCGUGUGGAAUUUGGCAAGGCGCACGAUCACGCCAGAGAACUUGGUGUCCAGCUGUUAGAGCCAUUGACAGAUCUGCUGAAGGAGAACACCAAGCCGCCGCUGGCUGGCGAUCUGAUGCUGACCAUCGCUUCGCUCCUGGUGCGCCACGAGCUGUGCGCCCUGGUGGCAGACCGCGCCCCUGGUCUGCCGUUCACAGUCCUCGCGGACAACUACGACAACGUGGCGGUGGUACAACAGGCGAUCAAGUUCCUGCCCUGGUGCGGGAGCGUG